Messenger RNA from Trichechus manatus latirostris (Florida manatee), 4904 nucleotides. RefSeq names its product zinc finger matrin-type 1 (gene ZMAT1). The transcript has 3 exons. Gene Ontology annotation, molecular function: nucleic acid binding; zinc ion binding. The record is from RefSeq and is a predicted model, not a curated record. NCBI's taxonomy places the organism in Eukaryota, Metazoa, Chordata, Mammalia, Sirenia, Trichechidae. The coding region runs from base 2365 to 3777 and encodes 470 amino acids.
CCUCCUCACUACUAGUGUAUUUUAUUCCCCUUUCGUAUUCUCUUUUCUACUUAAUUAUUUUCCUCUUUACUGUUAUUUUUCAUCUCUUUUCUUGCUAGAUCUCUCUGCUUCAUGUGAAAAUGUUUCUUACUUCCUCCUUCUUGAACCUCUUUUCUUUGUCGUAUGUGACUCCUUAUGCCCUGGUUCUCCUCCUGUUUUUCUGUUUCUUUGUGGGCUCUUUUUUUUUUUUUUUUCCCAUUACCUAAGUGUAGAUAUUCCUGUGGUUCCAUUCUUGACCCACUGUUCUCACUCUACAAACAUGAUCUAAAUCUAUUCCCCUGGUUUCACCUAUCAUCUGUAUGCUGAUGAUCUUUCUGUCAAGAUUUAGACUCACAUAUCCAGUUGGCAGCUAAGCUGUUCACCUAGAGGUCUCAUAGCCAUUUCAAAUGUAGUUUGUCGAAAACUGAACACAUCUUCUCAUCCCAAACCUGCACUUCCUCCAGUAUUCUCUAACUCAGUUGAGAUAGACAGUAAUAAACAACUGUUCAAGUUAGAAACGUGCAAUUAACUUGAAUCCGCUACCCCCACCUUCACUUUCUAUAUCUAAUGAAGCACCAAGCUGUGACUGCUUUACCUCCUGAAUAUUAUUACCCCUUAUCUCUAGCCUUGCUCCUCUCACACUAGUUCAGGGCCUCAACAUCUUUCCUAGAGCUGCGCUACUCAGAGUAUGCUUUAUGGAUCAGCAGCAUCAGCACCACCUGGGAGUUUGUUAGAAGAAAAAGAAUUUCAGGCUCCACCACAGACCUACUGAAUCAGAAUCUGCAUUUUAACAAUAUCCCUAGGUGAUUUGUACUCACAUAAUACAUUUCGAGAAGCUUCAUCCUAGGAUAUUACCACAGCCUCCUAACCACUCUACCUGCCCUCAGAUCCACCCUCAGUGUAACCACUAGAAUGUUUUACCUAAAGUACAAGUCUUUCUAUGUCAUUCCUCUGCUUAAAAAUCCUUCAUUGUUUUUCCGUUUUCUAAGAAUAAAAUCCAAGCUCCUUAGCUUCCUACCACCUUGUCCCUGCCUACCUUCUCUAGGCUUAUCCUCUGCUAGUAUAAGACCUCCCAUGAACUAUGUGGGUCAGUACUUACAAACUGUUUAUGGUUUCCAGAAACCAUUGCUCUUUUUCUUGUUUCUGUGUCCUAUUCAUGCUGUCCACUUUGCCUAGAAUAUCCUCAUACUCUUCUUCUGGCUAUCUAUCUCCUGCUCAUUCUUUAACAUGCUGCUUCCCUGGAAGCCUUUUCACUUCCUUCAAAGCUAAUCUUCUUUGCUCCCUUAACCUGCAUAUCUAAUUCUCUCUCCAUCUGUCUUUUUCACUAAUAAUAAUGUGAGAUCUUUGAAGGAAGGGACUUCAUCUAAUGAAUCUGUGUUUCCAGUGCUGAAGAUAUAAACUGGCACAGAGUAGGCCUGCCUCAGUAGAGAUUAGUUCAAUAUGUGAAUCAGGGAACUACCAGGUCAUCUUUAUUUAUUGAGUGCUUACCCUGUGUCUGUAGUAUUUCAGUUUCCUACUUAGUAGUAUUCAACAUAUCCCAAAACAUUAUAUAGAGAUCUGUGUUUUUCGCUAGGAUUUUAAGGAAUGCUUAUUUAGGAAAGUAUAGAAACAGAAGCAACAGGGCUUUUGGAAGUAAGGGUAGAUGUUUAGGAAGAUGAAUGACAGAGUUCCGCUUAUUAGGGUAUUUUUGCUAUUGCUGGGCUGAGGGUAUCUGAAAUAAGUAGCUUCUAGUUUAGUGACAUUAGGUGAAUUUGAAUGAAGUCAGCUAUGAGAAGUGUGUGCACUCUGGUCACUUCUGAGAGGAGGGCCAUUUUAGUACUCUGGUCUGAAGUUUCAAGGCUAUUAGAAAGAAGGAAACAGGAUUUGGGUUAAAUUCUCACCCUGGGUGUGGGCAAAAUUUAAUCUAGGCAUUGAGGUCAUUUUGCACUAGCCUCUGAAGCUAGAGCUCAAAGAAUAAUUUUUCAACCCUGCCUUAACUCUUCCAUUUUGGAAGCAGUAAACAUUUGAGGAUUAAAAAAUAGUUGCAGGAUUUUUAAUAGUGGUAAAUUAGAUAAUGAGAAUUUGAAAAAACAAUGGUAACAGUAGAAGUCCAUAUUACAAGUGAGUAAAUGGUAAUACAAAACCAAUUUAACAUAUACCAUCUUAAUUAAUUCACUCUUCACCCGUUUUCCCUCUUCUUUCUGUCUCUGCCUUCCUCUCCAUCUGCUAUUUGUAUAUGUUCCUCCUCGUAUCCUUCUCUUCUUCUUCAUCAUUCUCACUUAUUUCUUCAUGUCCCUCAUCCAGCCCCAGAUCUUAUUAGCACAGGAAUGGCUACCAUAACGAUAUGGAACUAAAGUAUCAUUUAAUAUGAGAACCUACGUUUGCCAUAUUUGUAGCAUUACCUUUAUAUCUUCAGAAAUGUUCCGGUCCCAUAUGCAAGGAAAUGAACAUCAAAUUAAAGAAACGCUUGUUAUCAAUCUAGUGAAAAAUUCAAAGACACAAGAGCCUUUCCAACAUGAAUGUGAAGAUUACAUCAACAUGCAGAAAGCCAGAGAACUACAGCCAAACACUUGUUUCAGAAAGAUGGAAGAGAGCUUCUUGGAAACAUGUGAGUACAGAGAAGUGAUCGAUUUUGGACCGAAACAAAGAAUGUUUGAGCAAAGAUUCCCAUAUGAGACUUUCCAGACAUACCCAGGACCACACAAUAUUUCACAAGCAGUGGAAAACCAGUUACCUCAUUACUUACCAGCUCAUUCACAGAAGGGGUAUGACUCUUUCCAAGAUGAACUGGAGGAUUACAUUAAAGAGCAGAAAGCCAGAGGACUAGAGCCAAAAACUUGUUUCAGAAAGAUGGAAGAUAACUUUAUGGAAACCCAUGGGUACAGAGAAGUGGUUGAUUCUGGACCUAGACAUAGAAUGUGUGAACAGAGAUUUUCAUUUGAGACUUCCCAGACCUACCAAGGACCAUACAGUGUUUCACCAGAGGAAAACCAGUUAUUGUAUAGGUUACCAGCUUCUUCAAAGAGGACAUAUAACUCUUUCCAAGAUGAACUUGAAGAUUACAUCAAAGAGCAGAAAGCUAGAGGACUAGAACCAAAGACUUGUUUCAGAAAGAUGGAAGAUAACUCUAUGGAAACCCAUGGGUACAGAGAAAUAGUUGAUUUCAGACCUGAACAUAGAAUGACUGAGCAAAGAUGCCCAUUUGAGACUUUCCAGACCUACUCAGGUUCAUACAAUAUUUCACAAGCAGUGGAAAAACAGUUACCUCAUUGCUCACCAGCUCAUGACAGCAAACAGAGACCAGACUCUGUGAACUACUAUCAACUCACCAGAGACUGUUUCUCAGAAAAACCAGUACCCCUGAGCCUUAGUCAACAAGAAAAUAACUCUGGCCCAUACAGUGUAGAAUCUGAAGUUUACAAGAAUCUCUCCUCAGAAAACAAAACCAGUAACCAUCAAGCAAGUCAUAAACGGAGACAUCAGAAGAGAAAGCGAUAUCUGGAAGGAGAUGAAAAGUCAGAGAAGGAGCAGUCCAAACAUAAAAGGAAAAAGAGUUAUGAAGAUGUGGAUUUAGGUGAAGACAAGAACAUCCAACAAAGGGAAGGAAAAGUAGAUAAAGUCAGUGUCAGUUCAGGAAAGCUUAAACAUCGAAAGAAGAAAAAAAGUCGUGAUGUAGCCUCUGAGAAAGCAGCACGUAAGCACAGAAAAGAGAAAAAGAAACAUGUCGAAGAAAGGACGGAAGAGGAAAUGCUUUGGGAUGAGUCUAUUCUUGGAUUUUGAACUUUUAGUUUUGUUUACCCAAGGAUGAAUUGAAGACAUAAGGAUAUAGAUCUAGACAAAGACAAGAGCAGCCAGUGAAGAAAAAAAGAGAUACAGUCAUGUCAAUUCAGCAAAGCUUAAGCAUUGAAAGAAGAAAUAAAAAAGCUUAAGCCUAGCCUCUGACAAAGAGGGACAUAAGCACAGACACCUACCCAGCGGCUCCGAGGGAGAAAGACCUGUGAUCUGUUUCCAUAAAGAUUACAGCCUAGAAAAUUCAAUGGGGGCAGUUCUGCUCUGUCGCAUGGGAUCACUGUGAGUCAGAACCAACUCUGUGGUACCAAACAACAGCAAGCACAGAAAAGAGAAACCUGUUAAAAAUGGAAGAGGCAAUGCUUUGGGAUGGGUCCGUUACUGGAUUUUGAAACUCUUUAGUUUUGGCAUCCCAAUGUUGAAUUGGAAGAAGUAAGUUGAGAAGUUUGGUUUCAUGAAAUUCAUGUUACUUGAAUUUUCCUGGGUGGACAGGUACUUUAACCUCUACCAACAGCCAAGUGAAGUAAAAGUGUUCAAUAUGCCUUUUCCCCAAGUUGGAAAUCACUUUUCUUCGUUUUUUUAAAAACAGAAAAGUUCCAUGUUUCUUACAUGUAAUGUAAUUUCCCUUAAUGAGGGUGUCUCUACUUGUAUUCAUCAAAUUGCUGUGAUGGUAAAUUAUUUAUCCUUGGAGAUCAUUUAUUUUAAAUGAGAGAAUUACCAGGCAUUGAAGAAUCCAUUCCUUGUUUGGGUUCGUGUUAGUGUUGGUGGUGUUUUAUUGUUUUGUGUGUUUAUGUUUCCUGGUUUCUCCAAGGAAAAUGUGUGAAGCAAUUUAGACUGAGGUUUUUUUCUUUGUUAAAUUUAAUUUGCAGUGUAUUUUUGUAUUUUCUAGUUCUGAAAGUGGAAAGUGAAACAGCUACAAUAAUAAGUUUAAUGAUCUAUAGUUUUAAAAAGCUCUCAGAAAGUAUGGAUACAGAAUCAGUCUAUAUUCUGGAAAUGUUUAUAUUAAAGUAUUUUAAUUUCUACAUAUUGUUUUAUGUAAAUGAUCAUUUCUCAUUCAAAGAUGAUUUUAUUUUGGGAGUGAGAAGGCAAUAAUUGAGUAGUUUGUACUUUUAGGACUU